UAUAAUAAUUUAUUCCCCGGGAUAUUUCUCGUUUCUAAAUAAUAUCAAUUAUGCAUCCACAUCAUCGCACGUUGCACAUCGUGACGUAAACAGAGAGUCAUCGGGCCCUCACUCGCCCAUUGAAGAUUUCAUCGCACGUAUUAUCACGACAAUGCGUUCGUGCGAUGCCACACGAUGCACCACCGUGCAGCUGCGCGGUCGCUUAUUUUUAUCUCUCGGAGAACAUUCGAACGGAUCGCUCGCAGCAGACCGGUGCAUCGAGGGAAUCGAUAAUUAUCGCGCCUCGCGGGAGGCGCAUUGCACGGAUCGGCGAACGCGUAUCCGCGCGCGUAGACGGGAGAGAAAGCAUCUCUCCUCUCUGCCUCUCGGCGCCGCCGACAGAACGCGCGACUGCUCCACGCCUGUCGGCCUGCUCGCGAACGUGCGGUCCGAGCAAGCCCGACUCUAUCUUCCUCUCUCUCUCUUUGCUCCGUUCUCGCGAAAACGACCACUGCUAAUCGACGACGUUAGUGCUCAAUAAGAACUCGAUCCGGCGCCAAUCGCGUCUCGGCCAAGUCAGUUUCUCGCUUCGCGUCUCGUGCGGAAGAGAAAACGAGAGAAAGAGCGCGUCGGUGCAGCCGCGACGUCGAUAAAACGGCAUCGAGGCGAACGGACGAAGCCUUUCUGCGACGCGGGAAUGCGGAUGGAGAUUCACGACUUCACGAGGAACGCUGUCAAACGCGUUCCUCGCGUCUCUCGCCGAUAAUCACGUCUUCGUCUACCAGUUUUUCGGCAAAUCUCUAUCUCCCCCCCCCUCUCUCUCUCUCUCUCUCUCUGUGUGUUUCUCUCUAUCUUUCUCGCUCUCUUGCUGUUUUUCACUCGCGUCAAGAUCGAGCGAAUGAUGAAGGUCCCAGUGCGAUAAACGCACGAUCCGUCUUUCCGGGAGGCCGUAGACGCGAACGACGACGACGUCAUGACGCGUCUACGUGGACGUGCCUCGCUGAUGGCCAUCGUGACGGUCAGCUUCAUCCUGCUGAUCGUGAUAUACCACAUAUUGAGUAACGAGAUCGAUGAAAUAUCGGGGAAAAUUGGUGGCCGGCAAAGAUCGGAGGAUUCAUACGCCCCGGGUGACACGGACAGUCCUCAGAGCAUCGCCAGGAGGCAGCAGCUGGACGGACAGUUCGUGGGAAACCUGAGAAACGACGGUACUCCGCUGUUCAAGGGUCACAAGAUCGUCCAUUUAGACCUGAAGGGUGCCCCGCCAAAGAUCAGUUACUACAACUACCUAUUUCCCUUGCUGCGAAAGCUAGGGGCCACCGGUGUGCUCAUCGAGUACGAGGACAUGUUCCCCUUCACGGACAGCAUCGAGGAUGUCCACGCUGGCAACGCUUACACCAGGAAGGAUAUCGCGCAGAUUCAGAGUACAGCCAAGAAGAACGAGCUGAUUGUGAUACCACUGAUACAGACCUUUGGUCACAUGGAAUUUGUUCUCAAGCUGAACAAGUACAGGGACUUCAGAGAGGUGCCGCAUUACCCGCAAGUGUUGUGUCCCAUGUACAACCGGACGCUCCCGUUGAUACAUGAGAUGAUCGACCAAGUUGUGUCAGCUCAUCCGACGUCGAAGUACCUGCACAUAGGCGCGGACGAGGUCUAUCAGAUCGGGGAGUGCUCGAGGUGUCUGGACGUAAUGGCUAAGAAACAGUGGGGUAAGCGACAGCUGUUCCUGGAGCACGUGUCCACCGUGGUCAGGUACAUAAAGGAGAAGUACCCGGAGCUGACGGUGCUGAUGUGGGACGACGAGUUCCGCGAGAUCUCGCCGCAAGAGAUCAUCGACAAGGGUCUGCACUCGAUGGUGGAGCCGGUCGUUUGGAAGUACACCACCGACCCCGGCACCACGCUGACCGAUCAGCUGUGGGAGAGUUACGCCGCCGUUUGGAAGCAGGUCUGGGUCGCCACGGCGUUCAAGGGUGCCACCUUCCCGGACAGAUAUUACACGGAUAUCUCGUACCAUAUAGAGAAUCAUCAGCGCUGGCUGGAGAUUAUUCAGAAGUACUCCGGUCAGAUCACAUUCAAGGGUGUCAUGCUGACCGGCUGGCAACGGUACGAUCACUUCAGCGUGCUCUGCGAGCUCCUACCGGUCGGCCUACCCUCUCUCGCGGUCAACCUGGCUAUACUGCAGGCCCCGGCGCCGGGCAACUUCCCCGUGGAAUUGCCCCAUCAUUUGUCCGAGGCGCUGCAAUGCGACGGGAUCAUCUCGCUGAGCAUACCGGAGCCGCAGUACGGCUGGACCAAGUGCAGCUACCACGGUGUGUCGAUCUACACCGCUGUCCUGCGUCUCUACUCGCUGACGCAGGAAAUCGCCAAGAUGGAGCAAGACAACACCUACAAAGGGUGGCUGAAGCCGUACAACGUCAAGUACUCGUUCGCCAGUCCCAGCUACGUGGAGCGCGCGGUCACCGACCUGGACAGGUUCAAGAUGGAGAUUAUGUACAUCAGGAAGGACAUGUGCACUGCAAUGGAGGACAUCUACGACAACUACACGAUACAUGAGUGGCUCGAGACGUACGCCGCGCCGUUGAACGAGAAGCUCAACCAGUUGUGGGAGACCAAGGAGAAGCUUCUGGAGAAGAACGCAUGGCCGAGGAGACCCCUCACGAAGCCUGACUUAUAGUAGGAGACACCCGUAGGUGUGUCACCUUUGAAUAAGUAGGCUACGAGAAUAUUCGUCGCCGUUUCUAUUCCUGGUAUAGCCGGAGACUGAGAAUUGUAUAUCGAGGCGCGCGAUAUUUGAGGAAGGGAGAUGGACACUCGAGAGAGAGACUCGUAGCGAUUAAAUAAUUAAAAGAGAAAAACGAAGGAACGAACGAACAAAUAAAAAAUAUAUAUGGCGUGGAUAAUCAGUGAAAUGUAAGAAUUUCGAACUCGUAAUUUUACAUCUUGAUAAUCGUUGUACAGAAUAUGUGAUAACCUGCAAUUUGAUAAGGAAGUAAUCAAAUCACACUGACCGCACCGUCCGUAAAUUAGUGAAACUUAUUUGUCUUGAUGAGAACGACUGUAAUUGUCAGUUAUAUUGUCAGAUAGAACACAGAUAAUAAUAAUGUAUAUGCCCGAUUUAGGGCUCGUCGGUUCUUCGGGAAGGGUUUCGGAGAGACGGUUUUCGUCCUCACGAGAGUGUCUGUAUACAGUCCCCGGCCAUAUUAUCAGACGUACUUUGAUAUUUUAAUAGAACACAGGCUAGGAGGGGAAGGAAAGCUACUAUGUUUAUUCGAUUAGAAUAAUUUCGGUGUCAAUCAGCUUUUACCUUCUAAGGUGUUAAAUCAUUCGUUUUACCCAUAAUAAUUGUAACAGCCGAGUGAAAUAACGUCAUAAAAAAUACCUUUUGUAGAAUCAUGAUUCCUCAACAUAAUUCGAUCGAUAGACGAAUCGUAUUAUAUAAAGCUGGUCUUUAGAAGUCAAUGAAUUAUAAAAAAUUAAGCUGCGUCUAAUAAUAUGGCCAGGAACUAUAUAUAUCGGUGACGAUUCCUCCUUCUUGGCAUGAAGAGUCUCGAAUAGAUAGUUUGAUCCGCGUGGUUUAGCUAUACGGGAGGGGGGGGGGGAGUAGAUAGCGAUCUAUUAAUAAAUACAUUAGACGAUCGAUAUGAUUUUGUUGCAACGUAGCGAGAGCAAAAAUCAUUUAUCGGCGAAACUUGUCAGAACUGCUAUUAUCCAACGAUGACCGAUCAUUAUCGUUGCGAUAACGUACAUAUAUGUAUUUAUGAACUACGCGAAGCUCGAAUUGCGCAAAUCGUGCACGCACAUAUUACUCUUCCAAUUUUUCGCAUUACGUCUUCUGAUCCUCGAAAUAUGGUCGCCGCGAGAUACGUGAUCUGUAGAGCCAAGUUUUAUCGGUACGUUCGUUGGAAAGACGAGUGUGGUGAUAAGUUCUCCAAUUGUUUUUUUGCGUAUCAAUCGUAUUUAUUCGUGCGUAUUAACGCAUUAUCUGCAAUUGUAGUAUAAACGGAGAAUUGUGCCAUAAGCAGAUCAUUGCGGUUAUUAUGCCAAUUAGAUGAAUUUUCGACAAAUAUAACAUAAAAAAAUUGUACAUAUGAUGAGAUAAAGAAAUUUGGUCGCUUGCAUCGGCAUGCUUGAAUCGAAGAUUUUGCACGAUUGAUGCUGGUUGAAUAAAAUUUUAUUUCGAAAGUAUCCUCGCGUAUCGGGUAUUUAUUGGAAAAUAUCUUUGUUUAUCUCCUAUUAGAGAUAAAAUGAGAGAGAGAAUUAAUAUACGUUAUAAAAAGCUCUCAAACAACAGAAAUUUCAAAAAUGUCUUAAAGAUGUCUAAAAGACAUCUGUUUUUUUUUUUUUUUUUAGACAUCUUUCAGAUAUUUCUAAGAAGUCUUUCAGAAAUAUAUGCUGUCUGACUUAUUUAAGUAGUUUCAUAUUUGGAUUUUCUCUCGAGAUCGAGCGCCCAGUUACGUUUCUUCGGUUUUUCGACGAACAUACUUUUUAUAAA
Messenger RNA from Dinoponera quadriceps, 4468 nucleotides. Its product is annotated as hexosaminidase D. The record is from RefSeq and is a predicted model, not a curated record. Gene Ontology annotation, molecular function: hexosaminidase activity. Lineage: Eukaryota; Metazoa; Arthropoda; Insecta; Hymenoptera; Formicidae. The transcript has 2 exons. Gene Ontology annotation, biological process: carbohydrate metabolic process. Bases 953 to 2650 code for a protein of 565 amino acids.